Bemisia tabaci is the source of this 2548-nucleotide messenger RNA. RefSeq names its product neurotrophin 1. Gene Ontology annotation, molecular function: growth factor activity; Toll binding. Gene Ontology annotation, cellular component: extracellular region. The record is from RefSeq and is a predicted model, not a curated record. Gene Ontology annotation, biological process: central nervous system formation; innate immune response. Lineage: Eukaryota; Metazoa; Arthropoda; Insecta; Hemiptera; Aleyrodidae.
CAGUAGGGUGCUGUUUGCAGGUCAUUUCCCUUUUCAGUCGAGGACGAUUCCUCUUUGCGCGUUGGUCGCGGUACGUUCCUACGAGUGCGCCUGCAGAUUUCUCGUUUCGUCGUGUCGGAUUUCGAAUUUCAGAUAUUUCACGCGAACAGGUCUUCUAAGUCUGUUGAAAUAGAAAUAGUGAUACUUAUCGCACCCGGUAGAUAUAGGAACUUUUUUUACUCUUUUGCAACUUUACCGGUGUUAAAACUCUAAUCAUAAAUUAUGUUUAAAGCGUAGUGGAUCAAGAGAUCUUCAGACCGUAGCAUUCCUUGGAAAGUAGAUCAAAACAUUCUCGAGUGAUUGACAUUUUUAACGUGAAAGACGUUUAUAUGAAGGAUAUUCGUAUAUCGAUAAGUAUAUCGUGAAAGACGGCUCUCUCAUUUUGACUGAUUUGUCACUGUGGUUUUCGGAGGAUUUCAUCGAGUUUAUUGGUGGCGUUAGUCUAUGUGUUUCCAAAAGUGGCUUGUCUCGUUCCAUCACUUGGAGAUAAUGUUCAAGUUCAAGCUUUUUCGACACGCUCAUUUUCUGUUGUUUUACUUGAGUAUCUUUCAGAGUUGCUUAUCUCGAGCUCGGCCAACGAAUUCCACGAUCUUCGGUAAUGCAUCCGACAAAACUAAAUCAGAUGCCGGCAAGAAUAAGUUUUUGCCUCCGCAGGACAUACUGCGUAAUUGCUCUACUGGAGAUACUGGACUCACAUUCUGUGAACACGUGUCCCCCUACCCGAGUGAUAUCAUAUCGGCGGAAGCUGCACAUUUGAAGCCACUCGGAACAGACUUUUUGGAUGAUACUUCAAAUAGACAAAUAGGUGCUGACGAAUAUGACGAAGACGACGCACCGAACGAUAGGAGGGAGGAUUAUGAGGAAUUUCCUAUGUGCCCUUCCAUUGAACGAGUGGUUUAUCCUAAAGUCGGAAAAACAAAAAACAAGGAUCUUUUAUUCAUUCUUAACCACGAAGAAUUCCUGCAGGGGAUACGAAUAGAGACAUGUGUACACAAGAAGAAACAAUGCGCUUUCACGGAGACCGUGCCAUGGGGCUACAAAACGUUCUGCCGCCAAAAAUACGUCUACAAAAGGUUGGUGGCUCUCAACGACAAGGGUAAAGCACACCCAGACGUGUUUCUCUUCCCUUCAUGUUGCACGUGCAUUAUUCGACUUGAUCGGAAAAAGUUUUAGCGGCCUCGAAACGCAUAAAAAUCACCCUCUUUCCAAUGGAGUAAUGAUAGGGAGCGUUUUCCCUUAAUCAUAGACCGAUAGACUCGAGUGUCCUAGACCCACGUCAUCAAACUCCGAAUCGAAAAACGAAGACAAAUAAUAAGAGGAGAAAAGAGGAAGAAACGUCAAUUCCUCUCCUUUCCCUCGUUGUAUUCUUCCUUUUUUUCCUAUCAACCUUGUUCUUCCUUUUCUAAUUCCUCUUCUUCUUUUUGUCCCUCUUCUUAUCUUUCUUCUCCCUCUCCUUAUUCCUCGUUUUCUUUUUUUCUUUUUCCAUCCAUAUCUCGCCAUACCCUCAUAUGACGAAUGGACCAAAGUCUGUCAGGCUAAUAUUAAUCAUAUACCCGCAAGUUUUAAAGCAAACAGUACCAAUCACGAGUUAUCUACCGGAUACGUAUGAUUUAUCUGACAUUUAUUUACAUUGUAUUUUUCGUUUUCUUUCAUCGCUCAUUUUUUAUAUGACAUUUGUUGUUUGUUGGGAAAUGCUAUUUUAAGAAGCAACUAGACUCCUUAGAUUAUGCAUCUACAACAGCUACGUUAUCCUAAAUGUAGCAUACCUUCCUGUUUGAAGGCGUUUUAUAUGUUGUAAGGUUAAGUAAGUUGAGUCUCCGAGAAAUAUUUAGACAAUUAUUGUAAGGGACUCGACUCAUCCACAUCUUUAUAUGUUGUGUAAUAACUAGAGAACCUCUUGUAAAUUUUAAGAAGUUGACAUUUUUCCUUCGAUAGAAUAUUUAUAUUUGAGGAAUUAAGGGAAUAUUAUAGUCAUUAUUCACUAAAAAAACACUUAAAAAAAUUGGUCCGUUACUGUAUGCAACAAGGUGGAGAAAUGGUGCUGGGCCCACGUCAUUUCGUGGGAAAAUCAAAGUCGAGAAAUUCCAAAAAUUACAAUUAGGAAUUACAAUUAUUAAAAACUUAUAGACAACUUAAAAAACUUAUGGAACAAAGGAAUUAAAAACCUAUAUUUAGGUAACUGGUAAUUUAACCAUGAUGCUUUCCUGAAACAAAUCAAGAUAAUGAAUGCAAUCUAAUGUAUUUCAAUUGCAGUUGUUGUAUCAAAACGUAUGAGCCCUUUAGUGAAUACGAGGCCAUUCUUAAGUAGUUCCUUUUCUGUUUAUGCUGUAAAUAAUAUAGUAUGUAAGGCUAUCAAAUAGUGCCCCAAGUCCGAAUGCAUGGACUCAAAAUGUUUAUCUUUUGGUAUUUUUUGACUUUUGUAUCUACAUAAUGUUACGGUGUUAUUAUUAAUUUUUAUUAUGAAAGAAGUAAGAUAUAUAAGUAUAAAUUGCUAUGUUUCAUUGCAGUA